AUGGCUUAUAAUUAUAUGAUAAUUAUUCAAGAAUCUUGCGUACCACACAGAAUGUCGAUUCACAUCAAGGACUCCGAGGAUCUGAAGAACAAGUUGGCCGAGGCCGGCGAGAAGCUGGUGGUGAUCGACUUCAUGGCCACCUGGUGUGGGCCCUGCAAGAUGAUCGGGCCCAAGCUAGAUGAGAUGGCCAACGAGAUGGCCGACUCUAUCGUCGUACUGAAGGUCGACGUAGACGAGUGCGAGGAUAUCGCGACCGAGUACAACAUUAACUCUAUGCCCACAUUCGUGUUCGUGAAGAGCUCUAAGAAGCUCGAGGAGUUCUCCGGGGCGAACGUCGACAAACUCAAGAACACAAUCCUCAAGCACAAUGCGAGGAUAAGAUUGCACAAUUUUGCCAUCCCAACUGGGACACAGGAUUUAAUGGUAAAGAUUCGCCAGGAACAAUGUGCAACUGCAAGUGAAAGUAAACAAGAUACAAAUAUCUCAGUUGAAAAACCUCAAGUGCUAGUGUUGGAACCUUCAUUACCUGUUCAGGUGCCAACCACAGCCAACCCAACUACAUCUUUACCUGUUCAAGUGCCAACCAUAUGUGAACCAACUACUGAUAGCUUGAAGAUGCUAGUGUUGGAACCUUCAUUACCUGUUCAGGUGCCAACCACAGCCAACCCAACUACAUCUUUACCUGUUCAAGUGCCAACCAUAUGUGAACCAACUACUGAUAGCUUGAAGAUGCCAAGGACUAAAGGGAUUUUGAAGGAGCUAGAUUUAAGCAAGUCAUUGGAAUUGACCCCUAAGAAACUUAAACUGUAUAAAAGAUGUAGGAGAAAUUUGAGCGAAAUAAGGAGACUUAGAAAAAAAAUUAAGAAACAACCACGUGCCCUCUUCAAAACAUUAACUACAAAUAGUAAUGUCCAAAGUCUCAUGGACAAAAAUAUAUCAGGGCCAUUUGCUUUAUUGUUGCAAAGUCAACUGCAAAAUACUCCCAGAAAACUAACUGGUCGGAGGUGGAGUAUAGAUGACAAAGUUAUGGCUUUAAGCAUCUAUAAAAGGUCUACUGGCUGCUAUAGACUGCUGAGGCGACUUUUUUGUCUACCAAGUGAAGGUACAUUAAAAGCAUUGCUGAAUAGAAUUCCGAUGAAAUGCGGUAUAAAUAGCCAAAUAUUCAAAACAAUUAAAGAUAUAACUAAAAAUCGAGAACCAGAAGAAAAUCUGUGCAUUUUGGCAUUUGACGAAAUGUCAAUACGAAAACAUUUGCAAUAUAAUAGUAAACAAGAUGUAAUUGAUGGUUAUCAAGAUCAUGGAAAUCAAGGCAGAACUAUGGAGCCAGCCACACAUGCAUUGCUUUUUAUGGCUAUUGGAAUCCGAAAAAAGUGGAAGCAGCCUUUAGCUUUCUACUUUUCUGGUGACUGUGUUACGGCUGAUAGAUUAUCUGUUCUUAUAAAAGAAGUAAGUAUGCAAUACAGUUGA
Molecule: messenger RNA, 1467 nt
Organism: Parnassius apollo (apollo)
Lineage: Eukaryota; Metazoa; Arthropoda; Insecta; Lepidoptera; Papilionidae
Source: the annotation of a GenBank genome assembly